AACAAACAUACACAGGAAGCAUGUUUUCUCGAUAGUUUCAUCAUCGUCCCGCGUUAUGUGUAGAUCGACAACUAAAUACUUCAUGUGGAUGAUAAUAUUGGAUAGUAACACAGCAUAACAAAUAUUUUAAAGAACUUUAUUUGUGUACUUUUGUCUGUUAGUGUUUGCUCAUCAAGAGUAAGCAAGUGACUUUUGUUAUCGUAUUAUAAAUUACUAUAUCGUACACGUGUUUACAAAACCAACAUGACAAAAACCAAUAAUCUCAUGAAUGGAACUCGAUCGUCUGAUAAUUCAGACUCGUCGAGUGAUUCAGGCAGUGCUAUUAAAUUGAAAAAAGAACUUGGACUACACAAUGGAGUGGCUAUCAUUGUUGGUGUAAUUAUAGGCAGUGGAAUUUUUAUAUCACCCAAAGGAGUUUUACUUGAAUCUGGUUCAGUUGGACUGUCACUCAUAGUGUGGCUCAUUUGUGGACUUAUUUCGUUAGUAGGGGCAAUAUGUUAUGCAGAACUUGGUACAAUGAUUGUCAAGUCAGGCUCAGACUAUGCCUACAUUGGUGAAGCAUUUGGACAUCUGCCUGCAUUUCUGUAUUUGUGGGUGGCUCUUGUGGUAAUUAUCCCCUGCGGUAAUGCCAUAGGGGCCUUGACAUUUGCAGCAUAUGUUUUAGAACCAGUGUUCCCAUGUGAUGGUGGACCCCCAGAGACAGCGAUGAGAUUAUUAGCAGCUCUUUGCAUUACAAUUCUCACCUAUGUCAACUGUAAAAAUGUGAAAUCAGCAGCCUUAAUUCAGGAUAUCUUCACUGCAACAAAAAUCAUUGCCCUUGUCAUGAUCAUCAUCAUCGGAUUCGUUUUUAUGUUCAAAAGUGAUAGAGAAAGUUUCCAAGAACCAUUUGAAAAUUCCACAACAUCACCAGGCAAAUUUGCAUUAGCUUUUUACUCAGGAUUGUAUUCUUAUGCUGGAUGGAAUUAUUUGAAUUUUGUAACAGAAGAAUUAAAAGACCCAUAUAAAAAUUUACCACGUGCAAUAGGCAUUUCAAUUCCGUUAGUGACGAUUAUUUAUUUGUUAGCAAAUGUUGCUUAUUUUGCUGUACUGACACCAGCAGCCAUGUUAGCAUCAAAUGCUACAGCAGUGACAUUUGCAGAGAGAACAUUAGGUGUAAUGUCAUGGAUCAUGCCUGUUUUUGUUGCCUGCUCAACAUUUGGUGGCCUUAAUGGUGCUAUCUUCACAUCAGCAAGAUUGUUUUUUGUUGGGGCCAGAGAAGGUCACUUGCCAGGAUUUCUUGCUACGAUAAAUAUCAACAACUUUACACCCACACCUUCCUUAGCAUUUGGUUGCCUCAUGUCUCUUGUAUAUUUAACAUCAACAGAUAUCUAUGCAUUAAUUAACUAUGCCAGUUUUGUGGAGACAGGAUUUAUUGCUAUCAGUAUUUGUGGCCUGUUAUAUAUGCGAUACACACACCCUAAUGCACCCAGACCAAUUAAGGUGCAUUUAGUAUUCCCGAUAUUUUUCUUGAUAAUCUGUGCAUUCCUGUUAAUUGUUCCUUUGAUGGACAGUCCUAAGGAAUGUUUUAUGGGAAUGAUUGUUGUUGCCUCAGGAAUACCAGUCUACAUUCUAGGAGUAUGUUGGGAAAAGAAACCAAAGUCUUUCCUGUCUAUUUGUGAUAAAUUUUCAGUUAUGACACAGAAGAUAUUUGUGAGUGUUCGCGAAGAGUUGAAAGAAGAUUAAAGGAAGAAGUAAUACAGAUAUAUAAUACCUCAUGUGACUGAUAUAGAGCAACAAUAUCAACAAUAUCCAAUUUUAGAUGAGAUUUUUAUUUGUUAAAAAAACUUUUGUAAAUCUAAGGUUCUAUACACCUUUAACAAACAAAAAAGUUCAAAAGAUAUUUUAUUUUAUAACAUUCUUUAUAAAAGAAACAUUUGUAUACUGAAAAUUAUUUUAAGAUCAUUUUAUAGUUUAAGUUAAAACAAGACUUGUCGGAUAAAAACAAGAAGAUUUUUUUUUACUGUUUUUAAAAAUAAGAGGUGGGGAAGUAAAUUAAAGAAAAACCUUUGAAUUACUAUUUUUGCAUUUAUGAAUAUUUACAUUGUUCAUUUUAUACUAAGCUUUGAUUGUUAUAGAUCAGACAUUUUGUUAACAUUUAUAAAAUUACUAAUAUUAUGAUUUUUAAAAAUUGUCAGUAAACCUCUCAUUGAAAUCAUUUUAGUUGUCACCCAAAAUUAUUUUUUUUUCCUGAUUGCUUAACUACGCAAACAUUUGACUACUGCAAUGUAAGAUGAUAAAAUCUUAUAAUUUAAAUUUUGGUAAUUUUGAUUUAAUAAAUAUUUUAUGUUUCUGAUGUAUGAAUGACUUUAACAUAACCAAAAAUUCUGCAGCAAUCACCAAUGGGAAACAAGAUCAUAUCAUUUAGAUUGAAUGUCAUAUCUCUCUCGACCAUGAAGAACGAACAUUUCGCUAUUUUCCUCAUUAUUUUAUUCAUUCAAAAUAUCACAGAUUAUUUUUUAAACUUAGUCAAUUAGAUAUUGUGUUCAAAACAAAAUUAUUUUCACCUUAUUAGUUGAAAUAUAUGUAUAUUUUUAAAAUGAUGUAUAAGUACAGAAGUUCAGAUUUUUUUAUGUGAUGGUAUUUUCUUUCCUUACCUAAAUGUAUUUAUUACUAUGUAAAAAGGUUAUGGACAUUUCUAUUUGUGAUGAUUUUUGUUUGUUUUGAAGGGUGACACAUUUUUAUCAUUUAAACAUGUUUUUGUUUUACGAUACUUUUAGAAUACAUGACUGCACAAUAAUGCAGAACAUUCAUAAAAAUUAAAUGUUAAAAGGUGUCAUCUGAUGUCAUUGAAAAUGCAUAAUUGAGCUCUAAGAAAACAAGCGUUGUAUGAAAUUUGUUUUGUAUUGUGUUGUGACGUGUUGUUAUCAUAUUUGUUUCCUGAUGUUGGGUCAUGUUUGUUAGUUUUCCACUUUUUUUUGUUUUUUUUAAUAACUUAAGAGAUAAAAUGAAAGCAUACUGUUAUAUAUGAUGGAUUUGAAAGAGCAAUGGAGACGCUAAAACGUGAUGGCCAAUAGUAUUGCAAUUUUGAUUUUAAGCCCUAUUCAGAUUAAACAACUGCUAGAUUUUCUGUUAAAAGGAGUAUGUAAAUAUGAAUAAAAUUUUCAAAACCAUUUAACUACUGCUCAAGACAGUUUAUUGAUGUCAAUAUUAUGUAUAUUGUUUGGUUACGGUUGCCAUACAAAUAUAAAUGUGCCUUUUUCAUACAGUCUGUCUCAUUGUUUUUGUCAAUUUUUAAAUAUAUUUUUUUUGUUACUGAUUUAUGUUUUUGAUUGUUGAAUAUUGAAUAUCUAUGGUUCAUGGUAUAAAAAUGUAACCACGGAAUUGUUUUGUAAAUAUUUCUUUAGAGACCUACUAUAAACUGUAAUAUAAUUUAUUAGUUAAUCAGAAAUUUCUCAUAUUUCCUGCAUAUAAAAUACCAAUACUUUUAAGUAGAAGAAAUAUUUCUAUAGAUGAUGUGUUUACUAGAAUUUUUACCAUCUAGCUGUAGUUAGAAAAUCUCAGGUUUCGUUCCUUAAGAACUAGUCAAAAAUUUUACCAAAACUUGAAGCUCAGCUAUGUUUUUGACAAUCAAAGUUAGUUAGUUUUUCUCUUCUCGAUAAGGCCUAUUGAAUCAAUAUUUACAUCGCAUUUUUUUCAUUUAAAUGAACAUUCAACUCAUAAACUUUAGUUACACAUUUAUUGGUGUGAAAAUCGUUCUUGUCAUUGGUAUUUGAAAUAAAAGUAUGAAAUGACCAAUAAACCUUAAAUUACACCUUAACAUUUGCAUGAAAAGCUUCUCUAAAUUAUCAUGUGAAUUCAAAAAUGACAAAUGUUUUAAUUGUCAUUUACUGUCUUACUAGCAUCUUCAUUUCAUUUGAAAAUAUUAGACAUCAAGUUAAAAAAGAUAAUAUUCUCAUUGUCAUUUUCCAUUUUAACUGUCCAACAUUUGGAUUUCAAAGUCUCAUUUUGUGUUUUCACAUAGGUACACAUAAAUUCAGA
Messenger RNA from Mytilus trossulus (common blue mussel), 4017 nucleotides. Its product is annotated as large neutral amino acids transporter small subunit 2-like. The record is from RefSeq and is a predicted model, not a curated record. Gene Ontology annotation, cellular component: membrane. Lineage: Eukaryota; Metazoa; Mollusca; Bivalvia; Mytilida; Mytilidae. Gene Ontology annotation, biological process: amino acid transmembrane transport. The coding region runs from base 244 to 1722 and encodes 492 amino acids. The transcript is spliced from 10 exons. Gene Ontology annotation, molecular function: L-amino acid transmembrane transporter activity.